Molecule: messenger RNA, 171 nt
Organism: Pelobates cultripes (western spadefoot toad)
Lineage: Eukaryota; Metazoa; Chordata; Amphibia; Anura; Pelobatidae
Source: the annotation of a GenBank genome assembly
AUGGCGGAUCACUCUGACACGACAGUGUCGGACAAGCGACGGCAACAACAUGCUAUAGCGCAUACCAAGGACCACGCAAGAAACUCCAUCACAUUAAUCUUUGACCACUUCUGGGCCAAGUUAAAGGCUUGUAUACAGCCUGAAGCACCAUGCCAAAAACUGCCCAUGAAG